AUGGGUGGUUUUUUAUCUCAUCUGAAACCUGAAAUCAAUUCUGAAAUUCUCGAAGCAACCUGUGGUCCGAUUCGUGGAUAUGUGUAUAAACAUAAGAAUAAAAUUGUAGAUGGAUACCUUGGAAUACCAUUUGCCAAGGCUCCCAAGAGAUUUGAGAAACCAGUUGAAGCAGAAACUUGGACAGAAGUCAAAUAUUGCACAAAAUAUGGGCCAGGGUGUCCACAAGGUGGAGUAUUUGAACAAAUGAAAGACCAACUUGGGCUCUCUUUUGAUGAAAGUAAUUGUCUCACUCUGAAUGUAUUCGCACCGAGAAAGAAGUCUGAAAAUUAUGUUAGUUCUUCGAAUCCGAACGGUUUCCCAGUAAUGUUAAACAUCUAUGGAGGAGGAUUUGAAAUGGGAACAUCAGCUGCUUACGACGACUACUCAAUAUCUGGAAUCCUUCCGUUGAAGGAUGUUAUCAUUGUGACAGCCAAUUACCGAGUGGGAGUGUUAGGUUUCUUCACAACUGGAGAUGAAAAAUGUCAUGGAAACUUGGCUCUUUGGGAUUUGACUCUCGCUUUAAAAUGGGUUCAGAAACAUAUAAGAUCAUUUGGAGGUGAUCCCAACAACGUUACAGUUUUCGGAUGUAGUGCUGGAGGAGUUUGUGCUGAUUUAUUGACCCUCAGUACUCGUUCUAGAGACCUCUUCCAAAAAUGCAUAGCAAUGUCUGGAAGCGCUGAUUGUGAAAUGGCAUGUCGAUCCAAAGCGAAUCAAGCACUUAUUUUCAAAGAGUUUGCGAUAGAAAAUGGAUGUUCACAAACUGACUCUUCUAAUCUAAUGAAAUGGUAUCAAGAGCAAAGCAUUGAGCUUUUGAAUAAAUUGAGUACCUUCAAGUUCUCCCCAUCAGGAUUUAUGUCAUGUGGACCUAAUGCGGACGGUGAUUUCUUCACAGAAUCGUUGGAUGAAUUGAGAAAAAAUGCACCCAAAAAAAAUUUUAUUUUUGGGAGAACUGAGUUUGAAGGACUUAUCAUGGCUGUUCCUGAUCCAAUUUAUUCUCGAAUCGGCGACUCUAUUGAAGCCUCAUCGAAGAAAUUGUUCAAAUUGGAUGUUGUCCCGAAACCAGAAGACGUUCACGAAAAGUUGGAGAAUUGGUAUUCAGAAGGAAUAGACAAAUCCGAUGUGGCAGCUGUCAGGAAGAGAUUUAUUGAGUUCCUUGGUGAUGCAGUUUUCAAUGUUGGUAUUCUAAAUUCGGCUCAAGCUGCUUCAAAAUCUGGAAAUCAUGUUUUCUUGUAUUCAUUCGAUUAUUGUAACCCGGAUGGCUAUGGUCCUCUAGGUAAUCUUCUUGAUUUUAAAGCAUCCAGCCAUGGAAACGAUUUUCGAUACAUAUUCGGGAGCGGUGGAUAUGAUACGUUUGUACCAACUGAAAACGAUUUUCAAAUGAUGGAAAGUAUGGCAACUUGGUUUUCCAAUUUUUCCAAUUACGGAAUGGGUGGCCACUUGUCACACCUGAAGCGUGAAAGGAAUCAGGAGGUGUUCAAUUCCCCUUGCGGUCCCAUCAGAGGAAAUAUCUAUAGACAUGGAGACAAAAUCGUGAAUGGAUACCUUGGAAUCCCAUACGCAGCACCUCCGAUUGGAGAUUUGAGAUUCAAGAAACCAGAACCAGCUGACAACUGGAAUGAAAUCAAGGAUUGUACUGAAUAUGGUCCAAGAAGUCCGCAAUCUGGUCCAUUCGCCGAAUCGAUACGUUUCGAAAAAGAAGACGUUGCUGAUGAGGCGAACUGUCUCACUCUUAAUGUAUUUGCUCCAACAUGGGAAUCUGAAGAAUUCAAAGAAAAACGUCCUGUGAUGGUGUACAUUCAUGGAGGUGGUUUCGAAUGCUCUGCGUCCAGAGACUACUGUGAUUACUCGCUGUCGGGAACCCUUCCCCUUAAAGAUGUUAUCGUGGUCACAAUGAAUUAUCGAAUUGGGAUUCUGGGAUUCUUCACGACAGGAGAUAACAUUUUUCCCGGAAAUUUCGCUUUAUGGGAUCUGACAUUAGGUUUGAAAUGGAUUCAAAAACAUAUUUCUGCUUUCGGAGGAGAUCCUGAUAAUGUGACGAUUCUUGGACAAAGUGCAGGUGCCGCACUGGUGGAUAUUCUAUCGCUGAGUCCACAUUCGAGAGAUUUGUUCCAACGGGUUAUCGUUAUGUCUGGUGGUGCUCUCUGUGAAUACGCAGUUCGAACAGCUGAAAGUGAAGGAGACGUAUGUAAGCAGUUUGCUCGUCAUCUUGGAUUCACUGGAAAUGAUUCUCAAAGUCUGUUAGAUUGGAUUCAAGCCCAACCAAUUGAGGAAAUUAUAAAAAUGAAGGGGUUUGAAGUUCCAGCAUCUGGAAUUCUAGCUUACACUCCAAACCUUGAUGGUGAUUUCCUACCGAAACCGUUGGAUGAGUUGAGAAAAGAAUCUCCAAAGAAGGACAUUAUGCUCGGAUUCACCGAACAUGAAGGAUUAUUUUUCGAAUUUCUGCUCCGAGAUCCAACUCCACCGCUGGAAGCUUUGAGAAGAAAUAUCAACACAUUUUAUAAGGAGGAUUCUGGAGCGAAUUUCGACGAUGUUCGAAAGAAGAUGUUUGAUUUUUAUACUCGCGGCGUUGAACAAUCAAACGAGAAGAAAUUGAAAGAGCGCAUUGUUGAGGUGAGAUUAUUCGCUGAUGCUCUAUUCACUGCGGGAAUAUUUGAGAACGCUCAAAAUUGUGCGAAUUACGGAAAUGACGUCUGGUUGUACGUUUUCGACUACAGUGAACCUUCAGGAUUCGGUCCCCAAAGAGAGUUUGCGUCUUUUGUCGGAGCGACUCAUGCCACAGAUUUGAGAUAUAUUCUGGGAGAAGGAUUUUACAGUGAAUUCAAACCAACAGAUGAUGAGAUCAAGAUGAUUGAUAAAAUUACUGAAAUCUAUUCGAAUUUUGGAAAAUAUGGAAAUCCAAAUGAAACUGGAUCACAAGAAUGGGAACGAUACAAUCCGGAACACCAACGGAGACAUUAUCGAAUUAGUUAUCCACGUGGCAAUAUGAGAGAUGAGUAUUGUCCGGAAAGAAUGGAAUACCUGAAAGAAGUGAGAAAGAACAACAAGAAUCUGGAAACCGUGGUUUAUGGAAGAUCCUAA
This is a messenger RNA of Caenorhabditis briggsae, 3117 nucleotides long. The coding region runs from base 1 to 3117 and encodes 1038 amino acids. NCBI's taxonomy places the organism in Eukaryota, Metazoa, Nematoda, Chromadorea, Rhabditida, Rhabditidae. The record is from RefSeq and is a predicted model, not a curated record. The transcript is spliced from 13 exons.